UGGUUUAUAUGCGAAGUCGCCAUUGCUACAUGUUUUUGUACUACACGUACUGACCACCAGGGGCAGUCACGGCGCCUGGGUUAAGUGGAUUCUUUUUAACUACACAACAACGAGCAAGUACAUAAAAGCUUGACGUCAUGCUUGAACAUUAAUUUGUGCACGGAACCAACAAUAUUUUUUUACAAAAAAGAAGACAAUUUUUCCGAACUGCCAACUAAAAAAGUGUUUUACCGCCGCAGCGCCACAUGCGAGUGCGGCAUACGAGCGCUAGAGUGCAGUAGAGAGCAGACAUGAUUGUUUACUUCCUGCUGACCGCAGCAGAGAUUUAAUAGUCAGCUGACAGGUGUGCGAGGUGCUAGUACGUUAGCUUAGCUUACGGUAGCACUUUAGCGUCCGUUUUUGCUCUGUAUGUUCUAUAAAUGUUGAAAUGAUGAGGCCGACAGUGUGGCUUUUAUGCGACCGUCGCUAGUUUUAGCCUAGCUUAAGAGCUAGCCCAAAUGGAGGCUAUACGAGUGUUAGCUAAGUUAGCACGUCAGGGAAGUUGUUAAGUUUAGUCCUCCAUGUUGGCUCAAUGGCAAGAAGCGAGCCGGGCAAUGGAGUUGAUAUUCGGGGCAGCACAGACAAGCUGAUAGGUGGUGGAGGUGGUGGUGGACACAGUGAUGUUGUGCCGCUGGAGGCGAAUGGCACAUCCGGGGAGAAAGAGGUGGACAAGUACGGCUUCACAGGAGGAGCCCAGCAGUACCCAGGACUCUCUGCUGAAGAAAUCCCCACUGACGUGCUAAGGCAGCGGGAGGCCAAAUGGCUGGACAUGCUCAACAACUGGGACAAGUGGAUGGCCAAGAAACACAAGAAGGUGAAAGAGCGCUGUCAAAAGGGCAUCCCUCCCUCGCUGCGUGGUCGGGCCUGGCUCUACCUGACAGGAGGCAAAGUGAAAGAGGAGCAAAACCGGGGCAAGUUCCGGGAACUGGACAUCCAACCAGGGGACCCCAAAUGGGUGGACAUCAUCGAGAGAGACCUCCAUCGACAGUUUCCCUUCCAUGAAAUGUUCUCAGCUAGAGGAGGACACGGGCAGCAGGACUUGUUCCGUGUGCUUAAGGCGUACUCGCUGCACCGUCCCGAGGAGGGCUACUGUCAGGCUCAGGCCCCUGUGGCCGCUGUGCUCCUCAUGCACAUGCCUGCAGAGGAUGCGUUCUGGGUUCUUGUGCAAAUUUGUGAGAAAUACCUUCCUGGGUACUACAGCACGGGGCUGGAAGCCAUCCAACUGGACGGAGAGAUCCUGUACGCUCUGCUGCGGCGUGCGUCUCCCGUGGCCCACCGUCACCUCAAGCAGCACAAGCUGGAGCCCAUCUUGUACAUGACGGAGUGGUUCAUGUGCGCCUUCUCGCGCACGCUGCCGUGGGUGUCGGUCCUCCGCGUCUGGGACAUGUUUCUCUGUGAAGGAGUGAAGAUCCUCUUCCGAGUGGGCCUGGUUCUCCUCAAACGCAUGUUGGGAUCGCAAGAGAAGGCGAAGGCCUGCCGAGGCCUCUAUGAAACAAUGGAGCGUCUUAGGGCCAUACCUCCACAGUACAUGCAAGAGAGCUUUCUGGUGCAAGAGAUCCUGGACUUGUCCGUGUCAGAGAAAGACAUCGAGAAAGAACACUUGGCGCAGCUGCGACACUGGAAGGACUCCCACGGCGACCUCCACUACACGUCGCCUCCCAGGAUGCACGGCGCCAAGGCCGUCAUGGCCGCCGAGCCGCCAAGCAGACAGGAUCUGAGGCAGAGGCCCACCAUCGUCGAGGAGCUCCUCCCGGAGGACGAAAGGGACAACACUAGGAAGGGCAAGAAGGAGAAGCGGAAGGGGACUAUUCUGCCGACACAGGAGACGGAAGGUCCUCCCUCGCGUCUCGCUGAGCCCUCGCCGCUCCCCUCACCGGCACAAGUGUCCAGGGAGAGCGUUAGCGACACCUAUCUGUAGCCAGGUGAGCACGCUCAUCUUAUGAGCGCCAAAGAUCAUGAUUAUCAGUCCGUUACCGCCAUGGACAGUGGCACAUCUGCUGGUUUAUAAAUGUGUAAUUCCCUUUGAACAACAGCAGGUGGCGACAAUGACGGGCAGUGCAGUCACGGUUUUUUUCCACUACUGACCUGCAACUGCUACUAUUGAUGGACUAUGACAGGGGUCGGCAACCCAAAAUGUUGAAAGAGCCAUAUAGGACCAAAAAUACAAAAACAAAUCUGUCUGGAGCCGCAAACAAAUUAAAAGCCAUAUUACAUACAGAUAGUGUGUCAUGAGAUAUACAUUGAAUUGAGAUGACUUAAAGGAAACUAAAUGACCUCAAAUGUAGCUACAAAUGAGGCAUAAUGAUGCAAUAUGUACAUAUAGCUAGCCUAAAUAACAUGUUAGCGUCGAUUAGCUUGCAGUCAUGCAGUGACCAAAUAUGUCUGAUUCGCACUCCACACAAGUCAAUAACAUCAACAAAACUCACCUUUGUGCAUUCAUGCACAACGUUAAAAGUUUGGUGGACAGAAAAAGAAGUGGCAUAAAACACGUCCUAGAAAGUCGGAGAAAGUUAUACAUGUAAACAAACUACGGUGAGUUCAAGGACCGCCAAAAUUAGUAGGACAAAAUGGCGCUCGCCAAAUACUCGAAUCAGUGAAGCAUGUUUAAUAUAAACAGUGUGCUUUAUAACAAUUAGGGAGGUUUUGUCCUCCUACAGAAACCAUAUUAAAACAAAAAAUAUAUUUUUUCCCCCCUCAUCUUUUUCCAUUUUUCAUACAUUUUUGAAAAAGCUCCAGAGAGCCACUAGGGCGGCGCUAAAGAGCCGCGGGUUGCCGACCCCUGGACUAUGAUCAUGUCUCGGCAGACAACCAUGGAGUUACGCAAUCACCGGCUACAUCAUCAGGUAGAUAUUUGAAUAAGAUACUGCCUGUAUGAAGACAGUGAUGAUCAGAUUUGAUUGACUCUGUCAGAGAGGCAAAUAUUUCUGCCAUCAUUUUGUGUUUCUAAAUAAGGUAAAGGUAAGGACUUUGGAGUCAGAUUCAAUCUCAACUCGUUUGUAAUCUAAAGAAGUAAAACAGUGUACUUGCCCACUACAUACAUUCUAUCCUAUCUGAAGGCAAAACAUAAUAUGGAUUAGAGCAUACAAAAUACAGAUGUUGAAUAAUUUGACACUGCUCCUAAUGUUGUGGCCGGUGACGCUCCCAUGCACUACCUUCCAUCACCAGCAGACAUUAAUACAUGAAGGUAUUUGUGCGCUACCGUUAGCCAAAGAUUUUUAAAGACGCUUAGCCAUGUGUGCGAAUGAAGCAAAAAAAUGCAAUCAAGUCUAAGGAUGUUACUGGAAAACCACAUUGUUGUCACGCAAGCACAAUCCUCUUUACCUUAAUGUGUUGUUGGGAGAUCAUUUCUACUGUUUAAAAAACAAACGCAGUCCAACGAAUGUACACGUACUCCGAUUAUAUUUACAUUGCACUUUUAGGGCGGGGAAUCGAUAUAUACUUACAAUCAUAGGAUCAACCAUGAACAUGAUUUAUCGAUAAACUUUAUGAAGGGAAAAACAGUGAAGGGUAUUGGACUGUCUCUCAAUCAACACUAUUUCAGGAUGUAGUGCUUUGUGUGAUGUGUAGAUGGCGCCACUGAGCUGCUCCUGAUCCUAAGGGUAAUAAUGCUCAUCACUAAUUAGUGCAAUCCAAUAACAGGAUGCUGGGAUGCUAAAGUAUUUUUCUAUCACACUGCUUGGUUUGUAAAUGAGUUCAAGAAAAAGGCAACUGUUUUAUAUUUACAUUUAAUAAAUGAAAAUAGCUAAGUGA
This is a messenger RNA of Nerophis lumbriciformis (worm pipefish), 3789 nucleotides long. Its product is annotated as TBC1 domain family member 10A-like. NCBI's taxonomy places the organism in Eukaryota, Metazoa, Chordata, Actinopteri, Syngnathiformes, Syngnathidae. Gene Ontology annotation, biological process: regulation of GTPase activity. The record is from RefSeq and is a predicted model, not a curated record. Gene Ontology annotation, molecular function: small GTPase binding; GTPase activator activity.